AUGCCAACCAAGCAGGUGGAGCCGGUCACCAUCAUCAGCCUGCGGAAGCUGAGCCUGGGGACCCCCGAGCCACAGCCGAAAGAGCCAAAGACCUUCACCGUGGAAGACGCCGUGGAGACCAUCGGAUUCGGACGUUUCCACAUCGCCCUGUUUCUGAUCAUGGGCAGCACUGGGGUUGCCGAGGCCAUGGAGAUCAUGCUAAUAGCGGUUGUGUCUCCUGUCAUCCGCUGUGAAUGGCAGCUGGAGAACUGGCAGGUGGCAUUAGUGACCACGAUGGUGUUUUUCGGCUACAUGGUCUUCAGCAUCCUCUUUGGCCUCCUGGCUGACAGAUACGGCCGCCGGAAGAUCCUGUUCCUGUCGUUCCUGUGGGGCGCCUACUUCUCCUUGCUGACCUCCUUCUCUCCCUCCUACGUCUGGUUUGUGUUCCUGCGGGCGAUGGUGGGCUGCGGUGUGUCCGGCCACUCCCAAGGGCUGAUCAUAAAGACUGAAUUUUUGCCUACGAAAUAUCGAGGCUACAUGCUCCCCUUGUCCCAGGUUUUCUGGCUGGCGGGCUCCCUGCUCAUCAUAGGCCUGGCCUCUGUGGUCAUCCCCACCAUCGGGUGGCGCUGGCUCAUCCGCAUCGCCUCCAUUCCCGGCAUCGUCCUCAUCUUGGCCUUCAAGUUCAUUCCUGAAUCUGCUCGCUUCAAUGUCUCCACGGGGAACACGCAGGCUGCCCUGGCUACGCUGCAACACAUCGCCAGGAUGAACCGUUCCGACAUGCCCGAGGGACAGCUGGUGGAGCCCAUCCUGGAAAAAAGAGGAAGGUUUGCAGACCUAUUGGAUGCUAAAUAUUUACGGACCACAUUACAGAUCUGGGUCAUAUGGCUGGGCAUCUCUUUCGCCUACUACGGUGUCAUCCUGGCCAGUGCCGAGCUGCUGGAGCGGGACCUGGUCUGUGGCUCGGAUUCGGAGUCCAAGGUGGGGGUGAGCGGGGGGGUCUCCGAGGAGAGCCAGAGCCCCUGCUACUGCCACAUGUUUGCCCCCUCCGACUACAGGACCAUGAUCAUCAGCACUGUUGGUGAAAUUGCCUUGAAUCCUCUAAAUAUCUUGGGCAUUAAUUUCCUGGGCAGACGGCUGAGCCUGUCUAUCACCAUGGGCUGCACGGCGUUAUUCUUCCUGCUCCUCAAUAUUUGCACCUCAAGUGCCGGCCUCAUUGGCUUUCUCUUCGUGCUGAGGGCUUUGGUGGCAGCCAACUUCAACACCAUCUACAUUUACACUGCUGAGGUCUACCCCACCACGAUGCGCGCUUUGGGGAUGGGGACCAGCGGCUCCCUGUGUCGCAUUGGAGCAAUGGUGGCACCAUUUAUAUCUCAGGUUCUGAUGAGCACCUCACUGCUGGGGGCCCUGUGCCUCUUCUCAUCGGUCUGUGUCCUAUGUGCCAUUUCUGCAUUUACUCUCCCCAUUGAGACGAAAGGUCGCGCCCUACAGUUUUUGGUGACAAGGAUGGAAGCUGACUACUAAUGGCCCGUGAGACAGGACAACACACAGGCGAGGGGUGCGCUGAGCCCUGAGUUCACUGUUCCUCUUGUCAAAGCCGAGGGCCGUUGGUAAGUCCCUCUUGGAUUUGAGCUCCACUCCCUUGUGUGUAGCUCUCCAAUCUAAACACUAUUUAAAAAUAUAUAUAUCGUUCCCAGAAAGGUUCCAGGACAGUUCUAUUGGGAGUCUGCAGGAAGUGGUAGCUGUUAGGAAACUCAUAAAGCCUAGAGGGAAGUCCACAGAAUGAACUACGUUAAGAAAUUAGGUUUUGUUGUGCUGUUGGUUAAAGCAAAGUAGGCAUAAUAAACCAGACAAUUAAAAGCCAUUAGGGUGUCUGCCACUUAAAGAAAUCUUCUUGGGAAUGGAAAAAUAAAUCUAUUGCUAAUAGGAAUCUCAGAAGCCAAAGCUGAAAAAUUGGUGGGCACAGGUCAAAAACUUCUAAGAGGUUAGAGCACUCGCCACCUAAAUUUAAGCCUUCUGUGCUAGGAUAAGUUGGUCAUGGAACAGAUUAGAUUGAAAUUAGUUCACCUGCCAAUCUCAAGUGAAAUUCCAUGCAACAAGGUACAUGUAAAAUACCACGCAAGCUCCAGCCCAGCUUAGAUAAAGAAAUGGGAUCCUCAGGUUGUUUUUUUUGAAAUCCUCACCUGAGGAUAAUUUUUCCACGGCUUCUCAGAGAUCAGAAGGGAGAAAUACAUCAAUUGGCUGUCUUCUGCAUGUGCCUGCAGCCGGGGUAGGUGUCCUUGGCAGGAAUCAAACCUGGGACCCUUCAGUCCACUCAAACAGGCUAGGGUGGUAUCCUCAAAGUGUUAAAGAAUUGCGUGUUCCACUUUCUGGCAUACCCGCUUAUUUUAUGUCUCAGAACUAUAUAUCUACAAAACUGGCAAAGUCUUAUUGCAACAACCUAAAAUCAUAAUGGCCAUUAUGGCGAAUGUUACAGUUAAAGAUCAUUCACGUAAGAAGUGCACAUGAAAGUAAGGGGUUUCCAAAUCAACAAUCAGAAUGGAAUGCCUGUUUUAAUUGGUAUGCAGAACACCCCCCAAAGUAUUCAAAAUUCCAAAACUGCUUCAUUGAAAGAUUCAUUGCAAAAGGCUAAAUGAAAAAUUAAAGACACAAGAAGUACCUACACAAAGACUGAUGUGACUCCUCCUACCCUCCUCUGCCUGAGUACUCAGUCUGCUAUAGUCUAUUGGAAUCGUCUUUCCACUCUGAAGACCAUGAACAGAAGUCCACCAAGUUAGUGGACCUGCCAGCCCCAAAGCCAUCAUCAAAACACUGCCCCUAAAAAUGGCAUGUCAUUUGUAAUCAACUGGGACACUGGAAAAGUGUCCUUGAAGGUUCUGUGAAAUCCAUCCCAUACCAACUUCAACGCUCAAAGGAGGGCCCCCAGAUGGGCUCCCCCAAAACUGAUGUGAAUCCGUUAAACAGCCAAGGGGAAAUUGAAACAAAAACCUUGCUAAAUUCUGGUUGAUAUCAGAGCUACAACCUCUACCUUAAACUCUACUCACUACGGAGCCUGCAAAUGGGAUGCUGGGAAAAUGAGCAGAAUCUGGUGAGAAUUCUUACCAAAGUCAGCUCUCCAGAUCUCCACAGUGCCUGGUAGAGAAACAAAACAGGAGAUAAAACCUGAAUGGAUAUAUUUUUUAAAAGUUGUAUGAUGUUUAUGGGAAAGGAAUUUUCUAUGUGAUCAAGCUGGCUAAGAUUGGAAUGGAUUCAAGUUUUUAAAAAAUUAAUUUUAAUAUCAAAAGUACACUGGUGCAAAGUAAAACCAAAAAAGAGAAAACAAAUUUUUAAAAAGCACACUGGUACAAAAUUAGAAUGUUUUUGCUUUGUUAAAAAGGACAGAAUUUCCUUAUAUUAUUGGUAUGGUCUUAAUAAGAAAUUGCAAAUAGAGAUUUUUCUCUAGCUUUUAAGUAAUCUGCCUGGAAAGCAAAGGUUUUAUCUUACCAAAAUUAACUCACUGUGCUUCAUGUUGUCUUUAUCAGAACUUUUGAGAGCUAAAAUGUUUUUUGUAACAACUAUUUGACUUUCUGUAUUUACUUCAAAGUCACUUUGCUUAAAUGGAUAUUUUUAACAAAAUUCCCCCAAAUCAAAUUGUAAAGUCUUUUUGACCUCGAACUAACUUGAAAUGUUUGGACAAAUGCCAAAAUGAUUUAUUCUCGCCCCUUAUACAGCUGACUCUUGAACAGCACAGGGGGAUUAGGGGUUGUUAAUCCAUUUUUCCCCCUCCAGCAUGCAGUUGAAAAUCUGUAAAUUUUGACUUCCCCCAAGCUUAACUAUUAAUAGUCUACUAUUGACAGAAGCCUUACCGAUUAACAGUUGAUUAACACAUAUUUUGUAUGUUAUAUGUAUUAUAUACUAUAUUCUUAACAU
Miniopterus natalensis is the source of this 3885-nucleotide messenger RNA. NCBI's taxonomy places the organism in Eukaryota, Metazoa, Chordata, Mammalia, Chiroptera, Miniopteridae. The record is from RefSeq and is a predicted model, not a curated record.